Molecule: messenger RNA, 1346 nt
Organism: Eurytemora carolleeae
Lineage: Eukaryota; Metazoa; Arthropoda; Copepoda; Calanoida; Temoridae
Product: putative carbonic anhydrase 5
Exons: 15
Coding region: 127-1134 (335 amino acids)
Cellular component (GO): plasma membrane
Molecular function (GO): carbonate dehydratase activity; zinc ion binding
Source: RefSeq, a predicted model, not a curated record
GAUAAACGGCUGGACGGCUGGUCAGUGUUAAAAAAAUCAAAAACAGUUGAUUAGGUUUUUCUCAACUAAGAUACAGAUCUAAAAAUGUGACCUUGAAAAGCUAGACCAGAAACAUGUAUGUAGAAAAUGCAUGAUCAGUACCAAUCCAGUGUUUGUGUGUGGAUGAAAAUGCUACUGCUGGUGGUAGUUGCACUACUCAUACCUGUAGUUCAUUGUUGGAUAUCAUCAGAUAACUGGACUUAUCACGGGGAACUGCUGGGAGCUGAGAGCUGGCCUGGUAUUUGUCAAAAUGGAGUUAAUCAGAGUCCUAUUUCUUUACCCAGGAAGACUGCUCCCUUUGUCAAGUUUGGUAAUAUAACAUUCCAUUAUUAUCAUACAGCAAUGGAGAACAUAACUAUUCAGAACAACGGGAGAACCAUUCAGAUCAAUAUGGAUCCAUGGAGGGCUGAGGUGAAUCCAUAUCUGACUGGAGGAGGCCUGACAGGGGAGUAUGUCAUCCAUACAAUACAUAUACAUUGGGGGAUUGGGCUGAAUGAUGGAAGUGAACAUUAUAUUAGUACAACAGCGUACAGUGGAGAAAUACAAUUCUUUCAUUACAAUAGAAGAUUCAGAAGUUGGGAGGAAGCUUUAGGAAAACAGGAUGGAAUAGUAGCACUUAGUGUUCUAAUUUCUGCUACUAAUGAUAACAAUGAAAAUAAAGAACUAAGAAAGUUCAUAAAUAGUUUACCGUAUAUUGAAGAACCUGGAACCUACUUCACUGUUAAGAAUAUUUUUCCUCUGGAUAUAUUUCUUCCUAAACCUCCACUUCGUGAUCAAUUCUACAGGUAUUCAGGCUCCCUACCGUUCCCACCCUGCACUCAACAGGUCUCAUGGACUAUAAUGAAGAAGGGACUUGAAGUAGCAGUAAAGCAGUUGAAAAAGAUGAACAAAGUUGUAGGAGACGAUUUGAAUCCUAUGGCAGGAAAUUAUAGACCGAUACAACGACUCAAUUCAAGGAUUGUUUAUGAAAAUCUGUGGAACGAAAACUUAGCGCUAACCAGAAUUGAACAGCUGAAAAGUGAAGGAUUAGAAUUUGAAAAUGUUGAAUCAGCACAAGCUCUUCUGUUUCUUAUUUUAUUAAAAUAUUUAUAUUAAAUACCAGGUUGAAAACCUAGAAUAGCUGAAGCUGGACUAAUCGAUUGAAAUGACCUAAUCUCAUUUGAAGCGAUUUCCGAUGUUGUUCGAUUGGGUCAGAUUCACCCUUUAUUUGGAGUUUCAUGGUUAUAUGAAUAAUAAUAAUCGUUAUUUGUUACUAAAAUAUAGAUUAUAUAAUCAUUUUAACAAACUAAUAAAUUUCCUUAACAACU